CCCGAGUCCUUUUUUAUUUUCGAGAGACUGUUCUCAUUGAUUUUUGACUUUGUUCUUGUGGGGUUGCUUUGUUGUGUCCGUGGUGUUUGUUAUAAAAGAUAAAAAUCGAUGGAGGGGAAGAAGAUUCUCGUGGUUGGUGCGGGACCUGUAGGAUCUCUCGCUGCACUGUAUGCUUCCAGACGAGGUGCCGACGUUGAGAUUUAUGAACUCAGAGAUGAUCUACGGAAUACGGACACCACUCCACUCAAUUUCACAAGGUCCAUCAACCUCGCCCUUUCAGAACGAGGCAUCAAUGGACUUCGAUCAGCUGGCAACCCCGGACUCCUGGAGACCGUCCUGUCACAGACCAUCCCGAUGCACGGUCGGAUGAUCCAUACUCGUUCUCCUACAGGGGCCCUGUCGGAGCAGUCUCAGCCGUACGACGUCCACGGUCGUUUUCAGCGUUCCGUCGACCGCGGCGCUCUCAAUCGAGUCCUUCUCGAUGAACUCGAGUCCCUGCCCAACGUCAAACUCUUCUUCCGGCACAAGAUGACGGGGGCCGACUUUCGUAGGAAGAAAGCCUGGUUCGAAGUCUCCUCCUCCUCCGACCGAAGCAACAGCGGCGGCGGCAGCAGCAGCAGCAGCCCUUCGGAUGCCCGACCGAAAGAAGUCGAAGUGGAUUUCGAUCUCAUGAUCGGCGCGGACGGUGCGCAUUCGGCCACUCGAUAUCACAUGAUGAAGUUCGCGCGGACGGACUACCUCCAGGAGUACAUCGACUGCCUGUGGUGCGAGUUCACCAUGCCGCCGACCGAGCCUGGCGGCGACUUUGCCAUCUCGCCGCACCACCUACACAUCUGGCCGGCGGGGGAUUUCAUGUUCAUCGCACUCCCCAACCUCGACAGGUCAUUCGUGUGCACCUUUUUCGGGCCCGUCGACCUCUUUUCCAGGCUCGAGAAGGGACCGGACUCGGCGCUUCUCGAGGUGUUUGACAGAUACUUCCCCGGUGUCACCGACCACAUUCGGCCCGACGACCUGACGUCGCAGUUCAAGAGAAACCCGCACCUGCCUCUGAUCAACAUCAAGUGCUCCCCCCACCAUUUCGGCGACAGCGUGGUCAUCGUCGGCGACGCGGCCCACGCCAUGGUCCCGUUCUACGGCCAGGGCAUGAACGCGGGCAUGGAGUCGGUCCGGGUGCUGUUCUCGAAGCUGGACCAGUCCCCGGACGACGCCGCCGGGGCGCUCGCCAAGUACACCGCCGAACGCACGGAGGACGCCCACACCGUCGCCGACCUCGCCCUCGGCAACUACCAAGAGAUGCGGCAUUCGGUCACGUCGCCCUUGUACAAGUUGCGCAAGUCCGUCGAAGAGACCCUGGACAAGUACCUGCCCGGGCUGGGCUGGGCGACCCAAUAUUCCCGCGUCAGUUUCAGCAACAUGAGGUACAGUCAAGUGGUGCAGCAUUCGAGGAACCAGAAACGGAUCCUCAGCGCCGUCUUUUUGGUUUUUGCCGCACUCGCGGCUUCGGGGCCUGCUGCUGCUAUCUACAUGUAUGCUAUGCGCUCGAGGCUUACGAAGCACAUCAACCUCUCGUGGCUACGAAGGUGAAGAAGGGCACGAUGAUCUUGUUUCACGUCGAAUUAUGUGGGGGAGGGUUUUGUACAAAGAUACCUUAGAUGUUGUAACACAGUACUCAGUAAUAGAUCAAAUCGAAUCACGCUAUGCGUUUUAUGUCUCA
Messenger RNA from Exophiala oligosperma, 1714 nucleotides. RefSeq lists its product as uncharacterized. Gene Ontology annotation, cellular component: mitochondrial outer membrane. Gene Ontology annotation, biological process: NAD+ metabolic process; L-tryptophan catabolic process; quinolinate biosynthetic process. The transcript has 2 exons. Bases 109 to 1584 code for a protein of 491 amino acids. Gene Ontology annotation, molecular function: NAD(P)H oxidase H2O2-forming activity; kynurenine 3-monooxygenase activity; FAD binding. The record is from RefSeq and is a predicted model, not a curated record. NCBI's taxonomy places the organism in Eukaryota, Fungi, Ascomycota, Eurotiomycetes, Chaetothyriales, Herpotrichiellaceae.